This is a messenger RNA of Lingula anatina, 2377 nucleotides long. Its product is annotated as transmembrane protein 184C. Lineage: Eukaryota; Metazoa; Brachiopoda; Lingulata; Lingulida; Lingulidae. The record is from RefSeq and is a predicted model, not a curated record.
ACAUAAAACUUGUGACUCUGUGACACUUGUAAAUAAAAAGUUAUAAAUCAAGGGGAAGAUGUGAUCUACCAGCAUUUACUGAUAGCUUGACUACGGGUCUUAAUCAGUUAUGGACUGGAGGCCAGAAUGGACAGGAGGAUGGCGAAAUUGGAUUCGACCGUUGGUGAUGUCCAUUUAUUUUCUUGUUCUAGUGAUAGCUCUCCCCUUAUGUGUCUGGGAACUCCAGAAGAAUGGGGUUCAGUUGCAUUUGCAGGCCUGGUUUGUAGGCGGACUCUUUGUCAUGAUGGCAAUACCCAUCUCCCUGUGGGGGAUACUCCAGCAUUUAGUUAACUAUACUCAGCCUUUUCUACAGAGAUACAUCAUUAGAAUUUUAUGGAUGGUUCCUAUUUACGCAUUGAAUGCUUGGUUUGCACUGAGAUUCCCAGAUGAGGCAAUCUAUUUAGACACACUCCGUGAAUGCUAUGAAGCUUAUGUCAUCUACAACUUCUUUGCCUAUCUCAUGAGUUUUCUUCGAUCUGAAUUCUCAAGGCUAGAGCAUCAUCUGGAGUUGAAACAGUCAAGUGUUAAACACAUUAUUCCAUUCUGCUGUCUGCCUUCAUGGGAGAGUGGGGAAAAAUUCUUAACCCAUUGUAAACAUGGAGCAUUGCAGUAUACAGUCAUCAGACCUAUUACAACCAUCAUAGCUUUAAUCUGUGCUCUGGCAGGAGUUUAUGACGAAGGCCACUUCAGCUUCAAGAAUGCAUGGACCUACAUAGUAGUGAUAAAUAAUGUGUCCCAGAUUUGGGCCAUGUACUGCCUUGUGUUAUUCUACCAUGUCAUGAAGGAAGAGCUAAAGCCCUUGAAGCCUAUAUCCAAGUUCCUCUGCGUGAAAUUUGUUGUUUUCUUCUCUUUCUGGCAAGCAGUCUUGAUUGCUAUUCUGGAGGCUGCAGGUGUGAUAACUCAGGACAACACCUGGCAGAUGUACACUACAAAGACAGUGGCCACAAGUAUUCAGGAUUUCUGCAUUUGUAUAGAGAUGUUUAUUGCCGCUGUGGCUCACUACUAUUCCUUCCCCCAUGGACCAUUUGUGAACACGGCAGCUGAGCCAGUGCCAUGCUGUGUGUCUUUUAUGAACAUGUUCAAUGUGUCAGAUCUCAGGGAUGAUGUGGUAGAACAUGUUAGGCAUGUUGAUCAGCAAGCAGUCUUGAUUGCUAUUCUGGAAGCUGCAGGUGUGAUAACUCAGGACAACACCUGGCAGAUGUACACUACAAAGACAGUGGCCACAAGUAUUCAGGAUUUCUGCAUUUGUAUAGAGAUGUUUAUUGCUGCUGUGGCUCACUACUAUUCCUUCCCCCAUGGACCAUUUGUGAACACAGCAGCUGAGCCAGUGCCAUGCUGUGUGUCUUUUAUGAACAUGUUCAAUGUGUCAGAUCUCAGGGAUGAUGUGGUAGAACAUGUCAGGCAUGUUGGUAAAACUGUCAAAGGGACCAUUAGACCGGGACAUGCACGUAAAACUUCAGAAUUGACACCUCUUUUAUCAUCAGACACGGAUGAUGGACACAGUUACCUUGGAGACUCAUCGGCCACAGCGUCAGACUUGCACGAUAGCUACCAGAAAAGCGGUACCACAGCAAGCCUCAACAAUUAUGUGAACUUUGGGGAAAGUGUAGACUCCAGACAGUUGAAAUAUCAAAACUUUUCAGAAGGACAUGUAGUGAGAACAACCAGUGAUCCGAUCGUGGAAACGCAGCAGGACGACAGCGGCACCUCACCACAGCAGGACCACGUUUUAAGCAGUAGCACUGAUGAAACUAGACCAGCUUGUGAUUUACUUGAGACCAAUACUGCUUUACAUAGUGAUUUACGUGAUAUUGUGUCUGGCGUUCUUUCUUCCGAGGAUGAUUCGCGGCAUACGGAAACAACGGAGAAUAACUUGAUUAACUUGGAAGCUAAUUCAGAUAAUGUAAAUGCUGUUACAAGGACCGAUAUUGCUGUGAAUGAUGUAAAUAUUGAAGCAGGCAAGGAUGAGGAAGAAACUUCCCCUAUUGUUUAAUUAUUUUUAUAGUUUAAUAUUUACUAAAUUUCAGUUUACAAAACACGAAAAGUGCCAGAAACUCGUAAACACAUGGAUACACGGAUAGCCUUUUUGAUUACAUUUGAAUUUAAUUUGAAAUUGCAUCUUGUUAAGGUAUCUGCCCACUCCAAAAUACAAUCGUAAAAAAAAAAGAUUAAGACAACGGUUACGCAAAAUAAAUAAAGCUAUGUUACGGCUUCCUGUUAACAACCUCUUGUGCAUUUUGUGAUGAAUUUCAUGUGGCGCAUAUACACGAACAAAAGAACAUCCAUGCACAUAAUAAACUGGAUUAAGUAAUUGAAUAAACCACUUUGCUCUGUUUAA